CGAGGCGGCCAGGGAGGAGGGGACGAGAGCGGCAGGAGAAAAGCAGCGACGAGAAGCGUACGCGGGGAAUUGCUGGGCUGUGCGACGAGAGAUGGACGCAGGUGUGGCGAAGCCUCAGUCGAGUCUUCCUCUGCAGAUCUUCAUCUACUUCGAUGGGUAUUGGUCGGCCCUCUACUUCGCCAUCGAAGUACUCCUCUUCACUUACAAAGGUCAGUCAGUGACACCACACGGAUGGAUGGACUCUGUGGAUGGAUGGAUGGAUGGAUGGAUGGAUUGAUGGUGUGCAGGGGUGGUGUUGCGCUACCCGCCCUCGACGUGGCCGGGGGAGUUCACCAUGGUGGUGCUGUUCGCAGUGUUCCAGAAGAUACGACUAUACCUCGGUCAGCACAGACACACACAACACACACACAAGUGUGUGCACCGACGGCCGGUUCUACGGGGUGGUGUGUGUGCAGGGACGGCGGGCAACAAGACGGAGCAGCUUGGGGGUAUUCUGUGGUUUGUGUUGCUGACCAUCCCCGUGGUGCUCAUACUCAUGUACCUCCUCGAGUUCCAAGUCUACGUGUACGUACGCCUUAUCCAUCCAUCCAUCCAUCCAUUCCCAUCCCACAGGGGCGAUGUGUGUGUGCGUGUGUGUGUGGAUCAACCAGGUUGCGGUUCGAGGUGUUUCUGGCGAUUACGGGUAUCUGUUUCGUUGGGGUAGAGUUCUUCCUGGCACUCAUAGCGGCAUGCUUCUUCACUAGAAGGGCCGUCUGAUGGAUGAUGGAUGGAUGGAUGGAUGGAUGGACAGAUAGCUGGCCACACAUGGAUGGACUGGAUGGAGGGUGUUCCACAGACACCUACGUGUCUAGAGCAGCACAAUGUGAUAAAUACUCUUUUGUCG
Molecule: messenger RNA, 883 nt
Organism: Vitrella brassicaformis
Lineage: Eukaryota; Vitrellaceae
Source: the annotation of a GenBank genome assembly